This is a messenger RNA of Adineta ricciae, 1320 nucleotides long. NCBI's taxonomy places the organism in Eukaryota, Metazoa, Rotifera, Eurotatoria, Adinetida, Adinetidae. The record is from the annotation of a GenBank genome assembly.
AUGUCUUCAAGUUCAUCUUCGGCGACAAGUUCUAGUAAAUCUGAUAGCAAAGCAGUCUUUGUAGAUGCUGAAAUCGACGCAUUCCAAGGUCUUGAUGUCUCACGUUUAUCAUCAGAAGAUAUCAUUGCUCGAACCCGUCUGUUAGACAAUGAAAUCAAAAUCAUGAAGAAUGAUAUUGUUCGGAUAUCUCACGAAACGCAAUCAACACGGGAUAGAAUUAAGGAUAACAAAGAAAAGAUUAAAGUGAAUAAAACUUUACCUUAUCUUGUAUCCAAUGUCAUUGAGUUAUUCGAUCUUGAUCCACAAGGCGAGGAAGAUGAAGGUGCAAAUAUCGAUCUCGAUGCUCAACGUCAAGGAAAAUGUGCUGUGAUUAAAACAUCAACACGUCAAACUUACUUUUUACCAGUUAUUGGUUUAGUUGAACCGGAAGAAAUGAAACCGGCUGAUUUAGUUGGUGUGAAUAAAGAUUCGUACUUAGUCUUAGAAAAACUGCCUGUUGAAUAUGAUUCACGUGUCAAAGCGAUGGAAGUUGACGAAAGACCAACGGAACAGUAUGGUGAUAUUGGUGGUUUGGAUAAACAAAUUCAAGAAUUAAUCGAAGCUGUUGUUCUACCAAUGACGCAUAAAGAUCGUUUCUUGUCGCUCGGUAUUCAACCGCCGAAAGGUGUUCUACUCUAUGGUCCACCCGGCACGGGCAAAACUUUAUUAGCUCGUGCUUGUGCUGCACAAACGAAAUCAGCAUUUCUAAAACUAGCUGGUCCUCAACUCGUUCAAAUGUUUAUCGGUGACGGCGCAAAAUUAGUUCGAGACGCUUUUGCAUUAGCAAAGGAGAAAGCACCAGCAAUUAUUUUUAUCGAUGAAUUAGAUGCUAUUGGCACGAAACGUUUCGAUAGCGAAAAAGCAGGUGAUCGAGAAGUACAAAGAACUAUGCUUGAACUGCUUAAUCAACUCGAUGGAUUUCAACCAAAUCAUGACAUUAAAGUCAUUGCUGCAACAAAUCGUGUGGAUAUACUCGAUCCAGCUUUACUACGUUCCGGACGACUUGAUCGAAAGAUUGAAUUUCCUCAUCCAAAUGAAACAGCACGUGCACGUAUCAUGCAAAUCCAUAGUCGUAAAAUGAACACAAACAAAGAUGUUAACUUCGAGGAAUUGGCUCGAUGUACAGAUGAUUUCAAUGGUGCACAAUGUAAAGCUGUUUGUGUUGAAGCUGGUAUGAUUGCUUUACGUCGAGGUGCAAUUGAAGUUCAGCAUGAAGAUUUUAUGGAUGCCAUUCUCGAAGUUCAAGCGAAGAAGAAAAUGAAUUUGAAUUAUUAUGCUUGA